AUAGUGUUUUGUUUCAGUUACCUUUUCUUUAUAUUAUUCCGUAGUGUUUUGUUGUUUGUUUACUUUUUCUAAUAUGGAUAAUAAAACAGACUUGCACUUGCAUCCUGCCUCCUCUCCGUUACACAUUCAGAUUCAGACACCUCGAGAGAUAGGCAAAAGGGAGGGGCGCGGGGGCGUAGCGGGGGACACGCAGCACGCUUUAUUAGGAAAAAAAAGAAGCGCAGUACACGACCGGGCGGCGCUUCAGCCGACUAGCAGAGACCCCAGAGGAGUUUGAAGAUGCCGUGGGAGUAGAGCGGUUAGAGUUAGCUCAGGUUAGAGCAACUGCCCUUCAAGAUUCCUGUGCACAUCCCUGUACUCUAGAGUUUCAUUAAAUGACUCUCACGCUUGCUGGAUGCUUCUUUAGGUCGUCACUUCCUCUAUGCCACUUCCACUUACAGUGGCGAUUUCUCUGACUGACAGUACAAUACAAUUUACUGUGGUUAAGCUGGAAAGAAAAAGCAUAUUAUAGAAUAUACAUGCAGUGCAUGUGAUUAGCAUGAGCUGCACGUGAAAAUCCCAAGGUUUUCUACCUCAUUUGCUGGUAGCCGUUUCCUCGAUUCUAAUGCUGCCUUCAAGUCACGUCAGAAAUAUCUUUAUAUGUCCUAUCAAAAUAGUCAUUUAUUUGCAGAAAAUGAGAAAUGGAUGAAACAACUAAAAAGAUGCAGAGCUUUCAGACCUUAAAUAAUGCAAACAUCAAUAUGCAAGUUCAUAUUAAUAAAGUUUUAAAGGUCCAAAAAUCAUUAUGUGGUGGAAUAACCCUGGUUUUUCAAUCACAGUUUUCAUUCAUCUUGGCAUUUUCUCCUCCACCAGUCUUACACACUGCUUUUGGAUAACUUUAUGCAGCAAAUCUUCCAAAAUAAUAUUUGAUAAUAGAAGUACAAUGAAGUACAUUUAAUCUGGGGUUUUGUUUGUUGAGACUUUUAGAUGCUAGAUGAUUAUUUCAGCUGACUUCAGCCACACCUAUUUAUUUGAAAUCCAAAGACAUACCUGAAAACCCCAACCUUAUAACCUUGGAAAUUCCAAUGCAGAACGUUCAGUUUCAGAUUCAGUGUUGCACUGUUGGCACUGCCUCCGACUGCGAGUGCUUAUAUAUGGCCAUACAUUGAGUGUACUUUCAGUUCAGUUGUAUCAGGUUGCUGAAGGCAGAGUGGUAAGUAAAAUAAUUUUACAGUCUUAUAAUGCUAAGCUAAUAUAAUACACACAGAUGCUGUUGCACAGUUUUAAAGCUACUCAAAUGUGCUUGUUCCAUAUAGAAUUUUUACUGUGUGCAAUGGAGAAAGAAAAGCAGGGCAGUUCUGAAGAUGUUUCUUCUUUUGGUGAAAGCAGUAAACCACUGGAGGGGCUGUUCCACAGCCAUUUAGAGGAGAGGGUUCGUCCUUUAAUCGACCUGAUUGAUUCUCUGAGGCAGCUUGGUAUUGAAGAAGAUUUAGCUCUACCAAGUAUAGCAGUGAUUGGAGAUCAGAGCUCUGGGAAAAGCUCAGUGUUGGAGGCUUUAUCUGGAGUGGCCUUACCUCGAGGAAGUGGUAUUGUUACCAGAUGCCCUCUAGAGCUCAAGCUGAGGAAGCUCAAAGGUGGAGUUCAAUGGCGAGCUACCAUAUCUUACAGAGAUGAGUACAUUGAGUUUGAUGACCCGUCCUUGGUUGGAACUUAUGUUGAAGAAGCCCAGAAUGAACUGGCUGGAGAUGGAGUUGGAAUUUGUGAUGAUCUCAUCACACUGGAGAUCAUGUCUCCUGAAGUGUGUGAUCUUACACUGAUCGAUCUCCCUGGAAUCGCCAGAGUUCCUGUGAAAGGUCAGCCUGACGAUAUUGGAGAUCAGAUUAAAAGUCUCAUACGAAAUUUUAUUGAGAAAGACCAAACCAUCAACUUAGUGGUGGUCCCAUGCAACGUGGACAUUGCAACCACAGAGGCACUCAGAAUGGCACAAGAAGUGGACCCUGAGGGAAAAAGAACUCUGGCCAUUCUAACUAAGCCAGACCUUGUUGACAAAGGAACAGAGAAAAACGUACUGGAUAUAGUCAAAAAUCAGGUUAUCCCUUUAAGUAAGGGAUACAUCAUUGUUAAAUGCCGUGGCCAGAAGCAAAUUGAUGAUAAGGUCUCUCUGGCGGAGGCUACUCGAGUGGAGAAAGAAUUCUUCAAACGUCAUGAAUACUUCAGAUGCCUUUUGAAUGAAGAGAAAGCAACAAUUCAGUGUCUCGCCACCAAACUGACUCAAGACCUGGUCGACCACAUCAAAAAAUCACUGCCUCUGCUUUCAGAGCAGAUAAAGAAGCAGCUGUGGGACUGUAGAAAGGAGAUGGGUCAGUGUGAACCUGGCCCACCACUUGAUCCACAAAAGAGGAAAGACUUCUUAAUUACAAUCAUGAUGAAAUUUAAUGACAAGAUUAACCGCCUGUCGACUGGAGACGCAGGUAAUAAUGACAACUUGUUUGUUGAGCUCCGGUCAGAGUUCAGAAAGUGGAAGGAACAUCUUGACAGCACAAAAACCUCAUUUCACGAGACGGUCCAGACAAUAAUGAAAGAAUACGACCAGAAAUACAGAGGAAGAGAGCUGCCUGGCUUCAGCGAUUAUAAUGUGUUUGAGACGGUGGUGCAGAUACUUGUGGUCAAACUGAAGGGACCGGCUAUUGAGACACUCAGGAUCAUCAAAGAAACAAUCCAGAAACAGUUCUCAGAGGCAUCCAGAGCCUGCUUUAACAACUACCCUUUCCUCCAGUGUGUUGCAACGAACAAAAUAGAAAACAUUCAGUCAAAGCAAGAAGCCAAAGUGGAGCAGAGGAUCCUGGAGCAAUUUGAGAUGGAGGAACUGGUCUAUACUCAGGAUGGAAUCUACUUUAAAACAAUGAAUGAAACACAGCUUGUUAUGGAUGGGCAGAAAGCUUCAGAGGAUAAUUGUGCUAACCUUGACAGCAGAAGCAAUUACCCUGAUAUGCUGAAAGCCUAUUAUGAGAUCGUAGUGCAGCGAUUGGCCGACCAGGUGCCCAUGCUAAUCCGAUACUUCAUGCUGAAGGAAUCAACUCAUCUGCUCUGCAAAGAGAUGCUGGGGUUGCUGGAUGGAGCCAAUGUUGUUGAGGCUCUGCGGGAGGAGUCAGAAGUCAGCAGACGUCGUAUCACCACUCAGAACCGCGUGGACCGUCUCACCAUCGCUCAAGAGAAGCUCAGCAACUUUGUUUAAAGAAGAGAUUUGAUCCGAGUUAGCACUUUAGGUGCACCAAUGUUUAUUACAGUACAUUUGUAUGUCAGAAAAGUACUGUGCUUAUUUUUAUAUAUAUAUAUAUAUAUUAACAUAUAAUACAAACACACAUGAUAGUUGUUUUAACACACAAUAUUCUGUCUGAGGAUUUAUUCUAAUAAACGAUUCUAUUGUAAUUUUAUAAUAAUUCAUGCCACUAAAAUAAUGAUACACAGCUCUGAUUUUACCAAAUUGAAAACCUCUGGAAUAUAAUCAAGAGGACAAUGGAUAAUCACAAGCCAUCAAACCAAGCUGAACUCCUUGAUUUUUUGCCCCAGGAGUGGCAUAAAGUUAUCCAAAAGCAAUGUGUAAGACUGGUGAAGGAGAACAUACCAAGAUGCAUGAAAACUCUUAAAACUUUAUGAAUAUGAACUUGUUUUCUUUGCAUUAUUUGAGGUCUGAAAGCUCCGCAUCUUUUUUUGUUAUUUUAGCCAUUUCACUGCAAGUUAUAGUAGUUGAUAACAACGCAUUAUGCAGUUUUUUGUGCAUCUAAAACCCACAGAAACAUGUCCACAGAUAAAAGUUAGAUAGUACUGUGUAUGAUUGAUUUUAUAUACUCAAAUACAUGUAAGUGCUAAUAAACUGUAUACUACUACUGUUUUUACUACUGUUGAUAUUAGGGUUGCCACCCGUCCCGUAAAAUCCGGAAUCAACCUUUAUUUGGCAACUAAAUGUUUCGCCCUGUAUUGAACCAUUACAGGACUCCAUUUGUUCCAUAUUUACCAUUUACCAUAUGUUCCAGUAUUGCUGAUAGAUAACUAUACCAAUACUUUUUAAUAUUUAAGCUUUAUAGAUCCAAAGGAUCCAAAAGACCCAGGAUAGAAUUGCCAAACAUUG
Astyanax mexicanus (Mexican tetra) is the source of this 4108-nucleotide messenger RNA. Its product is annotated as interferon-induced GTP-binding protein Mx1-like. The coding region runs from base 1247 to 3214 and encodes 655 amino acids. Gene Ontology annotation, cellular component: microtubule; membrane; nucleus. Gene Ontology annotation, biological process: defense response to virus. Gene Ontology annotation, molecular function: GTPase activity; GTP binding; microtubule binding. The transcript has 13 exons. The record is from RefSeq and is a predicted model, not a curated record. Lineage: Eukaryota; Metazoa; Chordata; Actinopteri; Characiformes; Acestrorhamphidae.